AUGGAUUCUCAUGGCAUUCACAAGGUAGCUUUAGAUUUUUGCUAUUGUGCCCUGGCCACAACCCACAUACAACAGCUCCUUUGCAAGUCAUUAUUUCCGUCAACAACAUCUGACCCCAAGACUGCGGCGACAUUUCGCCUUCUCGAAGAAUUUCAUCUUUUGUCAUUCGAAUCAAAGGUGUCAGCAUACGAGUUUUUUAAUGCACUGAUGUGGAGGUCUGACAAUAUGGGACUGAGUCCUGUCAAAGAACGAUACAACCAAUUCAUGUGGAUGAUUUGCCAAUGGCGUCAUCUCAAGAUGCUCAAACGCUCUGGGCAUCCUUAUGAUCCCAAUGGGGUUGAUUCGACUUCUGAGGGUGGGUGCGCUGUUUUAUGUCCAGCCUGUCCACAGCCUGGGAAAAACUUACCCUCUGAUUGGAGAGAGGCUUCCCCUACUAACCAAAGCUGGUUGUAUGGGCUGUUUGUCACCAUCAAUGCUAAUUUCCGGCUGAAACGGAAAGUUGUUUCAAAGGAUAGUGUAGACCCCAGCCUGAGUCACAGCUGGGGAUACUUUGUCGAAGAAAGUGCAUACAAGGCUUUCCUAGAUGAUAAUUCUAAUAUUAGCCAAGAGAAGUCUACAUGUUCAAGCCAUAACGCGGUAAACAUGGUGGAUACUAAAUCCAGUCAUGGGCUUGCAGCUACAGGGCUGGGUACUAUUGAUUGCGCUCACCACAACAUGAAGUUACCGACCACAGUCAGAGACCUCCAGAAAGGAGAAAAAUACGUAAAUAUGGAUUACCUCUUCUUUUCGACCCUUCGGCAUACCUCUGUGGAUAUCCUCAACAUCUCGUAUGAUAUAGUGUGCCAGUGGAAGAAGAAUUUAUGGCACUGCAUGACAUCAUUUCCCCCCUCCAUGCAACUGGACCAUGGCACUAAGAAAGUCACCUUCUUUGUUCCAAAAUUCCAUCUGCCGGCUCAUAUUGAAUCAUGUCAAACAAGCUUCUCAUUCAAUUUUGCACGAUGGGCGAAUAUCAAACCCAUGGCAUCAAGCACUAAAGAGAUGGGCCCAGGCGCGAGACGAGACACCCUUGAUGAUUUUUUUGGGGAUUGGAAUUGGAAGAAAAUUACUGGUCUAUGUUGCACCAUGCUGCAGAAGGUGAAAGAAGCCUUGCCCGAACUAUCGGAACACGAAGCAGCUCUGGAUGACCUCAAAGAAGGACUGAAAGUGGAAUACACGGAAGCAUUGAGCAGAUGGAAAGAGCAGGUUGAGGCAUGGGAACAUGAUCCCUCCCAGCCAAACCCAUAUGAGCGAAGCACAGAAAAGAUCACACUUGCAUCUGUGCGGCUUGAACUUGCAAAAGAAGACGCAUCAGAAUUAGAACUAGGCAGCUUCCACAAAUUGCAUGAAGAUUGUUCGCCUAGUGUGCUGAUUAGCAGUGGCCUAGAACUUGAAGAGCAACAACGACGUCUUCGAGCUGACAAGGCGGGUCUAGGGAUUCAUGCCACUGACAUUCAAGAAGGAAAGGUCGUUCAAUGUAGUAACAGUCUCCAGUGUCGGAUCAAGGCUUGGGUUAAAGUCCAGGAAUUAUACAUGCCAAUGGUCGCAGCCCUACGACUGAGAGACAAGUCCAGUGGUGUUGUCGUCACUCCCGAGUCAUUUGAGCUUUUGCUUCCUUCCCAAGUUGGCAGAAUGGAUCCUUGUGACCUCAAAUUUCAGAAAAUUGAGUGGAGACUUUAUUAUGCACAAGCUCACAACACCCUACGCUCUAACCUCCGCAUGCAAACUGCUAUCCUCAAGUACAAGGAUCGGAACCUCCGUGGUCAAGGCUCAAAUACACAAGCUCAUAACAUGCUCAAAGGCGUUGACACAAGAAUUGAGGCAGCAUCGACCCGAUAUCAGGAUGCAUGCAGAGCGCUGGUGAUUCUUGCUCCCUUCAUCAAGGAGACAGGCUGGCAGCCCUCCCUAUGUCUGCUCGAUCAUCAAGAUAUCCAAGGAAUGUCAGAUCUCCUGUGGGGCGAGACUGAAGGAAGGCGAAAGCUUUCGUGGAUAUGGAAUAUGCGCGGUGCUCAUGGAGACGAGCUGGACAAAGAUGGAUCUAUGGAAGAUAUGCGAAUAGAAUGGUGCAAGGCCAGGGUGCGCGCUAUACGGUGGAAGGAGGAGCUCGAGCUGAUUCUGCAGUUCUUUGACUGGCAAGCCAUGUCUUGGGAUGAGUGUGCAGAUCAGAACUGGUCUGGUAGUCCCACUGAGAGAGAGGGUCGGAUUGCAUAUGCUCGACAUCAAGCUGCCUUGCAUCGGGCACUGUGGGACAUGUGUCAUUCCAGUUGGGCAGAUACUCGCACAUUUGUGGACCAGUUCCAUGGGAAUCCUAGCACUCUUGGUCUUUGA
This is a messenger RNA of Suillus paluster, 2364 nucleotides long. RefSeq lists its product as uncharacterized. The record is from RefSeq and is a predicted model, not a curated record. Bases 1 to 2364 code for a protein of 787 amino acids. The transcript has 11 exons. NCBI's taxonomy places the organism in Eukaryota, Fungi, Basidiomycota, Agaricomycetes, Boletales, Suillaceae.